UGACGGUGCACAGCCUCGAGCUCUGCUGGUAAAUUGUCACGCAGUGAUGACUGUUCACAGCAGUGUUGGAGCUGUAACGCAGGUUGUGCUGUUAUCUGACGCUCAGCGGGAGAAUCUACCCUCUACGACACCAAUGGCAAAUCACAGAAUUCCAAGCUUCAUGGCAGCUGACCUGGUAAUCCAGCUGUCCUGUACACUAAAGACCAAGCCGGACCGAGGGAGUUUUGGUUUCGGGACUGUCUUCACUGACCACAUGCUGACCAUAGAGUGGAGUGAGACUGAAGGCUGGCAGGCUCCACUCAUCAAACCCUUUGGUGACCUGUCACUGCAUCCAGCCUGUUCGUCACUGCACUAUGGCAUACAGCUGUUUGAAGGGUUAAAGGCGUACCGCGGGGAUGGCGACCGACUGCGUCUAUUUAGACCAAUGCUCAACAUGAACCGCAUGGCCGCCGCUGCUAAAAGAGCUUGUCUACCUGCUUUUGAUCAGUCAGAGCUGCUGGAGUGCAUCAGGCGACUGAUAGAGAUCGACCAGGACUGGGUUCCUCGCUCAGACUCAGCCAGUCUCUACAUUAGACCGACACUUAUUAGCACUGAGCCCACUCUGGGUGUAAAGAAGCCUAGCCGUGCCUUGCUGUAUGUGAUCUUGUCUCAAGUGGGCUCUUACUUUGACAAUGAGGCAGAGGCUAUCUCCCUGUGGGCGGACCCAAAGUACACACGGGCCUGGAAAGGAGGAACAGGAGACUGCAAGAUGGGAGGGAAUUAUGGAUCUGCUCUGUUUGCUCAGUAUGAAGCAGUGGAUUAUGGGUGCCAGCAAGUGCUGUGGUUGUAUGGAGAGGACCAUCAGAUCACUGAAGCAGGAACCAUGAACAUCUUCCUGCACUGGAUCAAUGAAGACGGUGAAGAGGAGCUCGCAACUCCCCCACUGGAUGGCCUCAUUCUCCCAGGCAUAACUCGACAAAGCAUCCUGGAACUAACCAGGAAAUGGGAUGAGUUUAAGGUGACGGAGCGCUUCCUGACCAUGGGUCAGCUGUGUUCUGCUCUGAAGCAGCAGCAGGUCAAAGAAAUAUUUGGCUCUGGCACUGCCUGUGUUAUCUGCCCGAUAGGACACGUUACCUACCAGGGAAAGAGUCUGAAAAUCCCAUGUCAAGGAGAAAACUCAACGUUGACUUCACGAAUAGCAAAGGAACUAACAGAUAUACAGUAUGGCCGGACUGUCAGUGACUGGACUUUUCUGGUGUAGCAGUGACAAAGGAGCCAAGAGCACACUCAUGCAGCGGAAACACAUAUCAUACACCGACUGAGGCCAUAUUUAACUUGUAAACAAUGUGUGUGCAAUAUUUGUGUAAUCACAAAGUGAUGAAGAGGCUCGGUGGUGAACACGUCUCAGAGUUUCAGCUCCUUUUAAACUUUAAUUAAUGACAAAACACAAAUAUCCAAAAUAAUUAACAAAAGUAGGCAUAGGAGUCAAGAGUUGUCUCAUGCAAUAGUGCACAAUAACUUACAGUGUCUCAGCCACUGUUUCUACUGCAUCUUUCAGCUUUAGAUUUAAUGCAACAUAAAAAAAAAAUGAAUAAGCAACAGAGAAUUUUGUGUUGAUUGUGGCAGAGCAACUUUAAGGGGACUUUACUCCCAUAAUUUAUGUCAUAUUUAAAGUCAUAAUUUAUGGGUUUUUUCCCCCACAUUUUAGAAACAUGCAAUAUGCAUGAUUAAAUCACCUUUAGUUGAUACUUGUAUAACAACUCAUGUAUAUUUGCUGUCAUUUUGUAAGGUUUUUGGUGAUGAGGUCAGAUGAAGUCUGUGUUCUGAUACUAAUACUGACCAAUGUCAAGUAAAUCAUGCUGAUUCACAUGUGCUGGAGGGGAGAUAUGGUUGCCCUUGGAUACGUCCGCGUUAGAUGUUUCUACCUGCCUCCAGUCCUAAUAUGCUAAGAAGAAUAAGUGGUAGAAAGUGGAAGAAGUGAAAUAAUAUGAUUCCCAGAAUGUUCUAUAAUAUUGCUUUGAGAAUAUCAAAUGAGAAUAUCGCUUUAUUGAUAUACUGAGGCACUGUACAGUAUUGUCAUCAAUAGUUUUAGUUGUUGAGUUAAACUUAAAACAUUUUGUAAUCAAUGAGUUCUGUACAUUUACACAUUUAACAAAUACAAAAGAAACACAAAACUGAGACAUAAUGUGACAUAGCAAGCAAAAGAUUAAUAAAUGAUUAAUAAAAGAUUAGCACAAUAGGGAUCGUUUUCGUCACCCUUCCACAGUAUUUGUUUAUAUUUGGUUCUAUUUAAUUAACAUCUAUCGACACUGCUUUUUUUUCUAUUGACUGACUUCAAUGUAGAGUGCCAUUUCAGAUUUACUUCUGCACAGACGUGCCUAUAUUUUAACCAGCAUAACACGAUGAUCCAUGCAUACAGUGGAGUUCUAGAAAGGUGAAGGACUCAGCGUUAGGCUCCGCAGAGACACUUUCACAGAGGCAGCCUUUUCCUGUCUCACAUGUCCUGGGACUAUGUCAGACAAGAGAGCAGGAGGAUUUUUGGCUCUUUUUGAAGAUAGCUCAUUUUGGCCUCAGCUCCAUUUCUGUGUCGCGGUGGUAGUUGGCACAACUGUGUCCCACAAGUGUGCAAACACACACACACACACUGGUAAAUGGCCACUGUAAAUUCACCGCAGCGUAUACUCUAGAGUAGAUUCCUUUGCUUUUAUAUCAACAAAAUGCUCAAUUCAAUAUCAUUACUGAGCUUCACACUGCAUUAUUCAUCCACAGGGAUUUGUGAAAUUACAUUUAGUCUAAUCAGAGUGGCAUCUGCGCAGGAGAGGACACAUUGUGAGACUGUUAAACAGCUUUUAGUUGGGAAGCCAUUCCAGGAAAAGUGAAGCGCACAUUAUUGCUUCAUCGAUAUUUACUAGUGUCGAUUGGACAGAUAAUUGUCCACCCACUGUUUAUAACAAUGCACACAGUAGGUUUGAAGAGUGAUCCGACUGAAGUGAAACAAACAAGGGUUUCGCUAAAUGAUAUUAUAUUUGCAGCAGGUAGCCGAGUGUGACUGGACGAGCAGAUGAUCCAAAGAACAAAACAGCGACCAUAUAUCACGGCAGAGUAUCAUGGUGGUGUUAGACUGGAUCCUUAUAUUCUACUUUCUCCAACUGUAGAGUGAGAUAUUUUCUGGUGAACCUCAAGUGUUGAGGUAGUGGUGAGAAAAGUCAGAGCAGGUAGUUGCUCCAAGCCAGUGGCACAAGGAGUAAAAAACUGUUACUGUGAAAUACUUUUAAAAUCAUUUCACUCAAUCAGGAUUGUGUGACACCCCUUGUCAAGUUGUAUGAUUAUUGUUUGUCAUUUUGGACCCUAAUGAAAACCUUCAAUGUCAAAACUGCUCGGUGUUUUAUUGCCAUGUUUGUAUAAAGGCUUUUCUAUA
This is a messenger RNA of Solea senegalensis (Senegalese sole), 3397 nucleotides long. RefSeq names its product branched chain amino-acid transaminase 1, cytosolic (gene bcat1). Gene Ontology annotation, cellular component: mitochondrion. Lineage: Eukaryota; Metazoa; Chordata; Actinopteri; Pleuronectiformes; Soleidae. Gene Ontology annotation, molecular function: branched-chain-amino-acid:2-oxoglutarate transaminase activity. Gene Ontology annotation, biological process: L-valine biosynthetic process; L-leucine biosynthetic process. The transcript is spliced from 11 exons. The record is from RefSeq and is a predicted model, not a curated record. The coding region runs from base 47 to 1240 and encodes 397 amino acids.